AUGAUCACUAGAUCAGUUAUAAGAUCUUCUAUAGGGUCGGUUAAUAGAGUUAGUAAUAAGCAAUUUACUAUAUCUACCAGAUAUUUACAAAAAUUGAAAAAUGAAAAAAAUGAACAACCAGAAAAACCUAAAAAAAGACCAUUAUCAAGAGUUGCAAUUGGUGGUACCUCUUCAGAUUCAAAAUAUGCUUCAAAAUCUCAAGGUUUAGAAUUUGCUACUUGGAAAGCUAUUACUUUAUUAAUCAUUGGUGGUGGUUUAGGUACUUAUUUCUUUCAAAAAGAAAAGGAAAAGAUUCAAAAAUAUAAAGAAAUGGAAGCUAAUAAACCUGUUGGUAAACCUUUAGUUGGUGGACCAUUUCACUUGGUAGAUACCAAUGGUAAUGAUUUUACAGAACAAAAUCUUAAAGAUCCGCAAGGUAAACGUUUUUCAAUUUUAUAUUUUGGUUUUACUCAUUGUCCAGAUGUUUGUCCUGAAGAAUUGGAUAAAUUAGGAGAUAUGGUUAAUCACUUAAAUGAACAUGGUGUUGAUUUACAGCCAAUUUUCAUAACUUGUGAUCCGGCAAGAGAUUCAAAAGAAGCUAUUGAUUUAUAUUUAAAAGAUUUUCAUCCAAAAAUUAUUGGUUUAACUGGUACUUAUGAUGAAGUUAAAAAUACUUGUAAAAAAUAUAGAGUUUAUUUUUCAACUCCACCAAAUGUUAAAUCUGGUCAAGAUUAUUUAGUUGAUCAUUCUAUAUUUUUUUAUGUGAUUGAUCCUGAGGGUAAUUUUACAAAUGUUAUAGGUAGGGAAAGUUCUGCAAUUGAAGGUGCAGAAAAGAUUAUAAAAGAUCUGGAAAAUUUUAUACCUGAGUCUCAAAGAAUUGAAAAGAAACAAGGUAUAUUUGGAUUUUUAUAUAAAUAA
This is a messenger RNA of Insectozyma verbasci, 897 nucleotides long. Lineage: Eukaryota; Fungi; Ascomycota; Pichiomycetes; Serinales; Debaryomycetaceae. The record is from the annotation of a GenBank genome assembly.